Ochotona curzoniae (black-lipped pika) is the source of this 2590-nucleotide messenger RNA. RefSeq names its product activating transcription factor 6 beta (gene ATF6B). Bases 7 to 2118 code for a protein of 703 amino acids. Gene Ontology annotation, molecular function: RNA polymerase II cis-regulatory region sequence-specific DNA binding; DNA-binding transcription factor activity, RNA polymerase II-specific. The transcript has 18 exons. Gene Ontology annotation, biological process: regulation of transcription by RNA polymerase II; endoplasmic reticulum unfolded protein response. Gene Ontology annotation, cellular component: nucleus. Lineage: Eukaryota; Metazoa; Chordata; Mammalia; Lagomorpha; Ochotonidae. The record is from RefSeq and is a predicted model, not a curated record.
GGGAAGAUGGCGGAGCUAAUGCUCCUGAGCGAGAUUGCGGACCCGACGCGCUUCUUCACCGACAACCUGCUGAGUCCGGAGGAUUGGGGUCUGCGGAACAGCCCCUUGUACGCCGGCUUGGAUGAAGUGGCCGACGAGCCGCCGCCUCUCUUUCACGGCCCGGAGCAGGAUGUCCCGUUUGACAGCAGCCCUCUGGACGUGGGCAUGGACGCCAGUCCCCCGGAGCCCCCGUGGGACCCGCUGCCCAUCUUCCCAGACCUCCAGGUGAAGUCCGAGCCCUCCUCCCCAUGUUCCUCCUCCUCUCUCAGCUCGGAGUCAUCCCACCUCUCCACAGAACCCCCUGGCCAGGCCCUGGGAGUACGGGAGGUGCUACAUGUGAAGACAGAGUCCUUGGCACCCCCACUGUGCCUCUUGGGAGACCAUCCGACACCCCCAUUUGAGAUUGUCCAGAUCAACGUGGGCUCCACUUCUGAUGACCUCUCAGAUGUCCAGACCAAGACAGAACCUAUCUCUCCGUCCUCCUCUGUCCACUCUGAGGCCUCCCUGCUCUCGGCUGACUCUCCCCGCCAGGCAUUCAUAGGAGAGGAGGUCCUGGAAGUGAAGACAGAGUCCCCCUCACCCCCAGGAUGCCUGCUAUGGGAUGUCCCCGCCCCCUCGUUUGGAGCUGUCCAGAUCAGCAUGGGCCCAUCUCCUGAAGGCUCUUCAGACAAAGCCCCGCCCCCCCGGAAGCCACCGCUGCAACCUAAACCUGUGGUGCUAACCACUGUCCCAAUGCCUCCCAGAGCUGUGCCCCCAAGCACCACUGUCCUUCUGCAGCCCCUAGUCCAGCCACCCGCAGUGUCCCCAGUUGUCCUCAUCCAGGGUGCUAUCCGAGUGCAGCCCGAAGGGCCGGUCCCCCCUGUUCCACGGCCCGAGAGAAAGAGUAUCGUUCCAGCCCCCAUGCCUGGGAAUGCGUGCCCGCCUGAAGUGGACGCAAAGCUGCUGAAGCGGCAACAGAGAAUGAUCAAGAACCGGGAAUCUGCCUGUCAGUCCCGGAGGAAGAAGAAGGAAUAUCUGCAGGGGCUGGAGGCGCGGCUGCAGGCGGUGCUGGCCGACAACCAGCAGCUCCGCAGGGAGAAUGCUGCCCUCCGGCGGCGGCUCGAAGCUCUGCUGGCCGAGAACAGUGAGCUCAAGCUGGGCUCUGGAAACAGGAAGGUGGUCUGCAUAAUGGUCUUCCUCCUCUUCAUUGCCUUCAACUUUGGACCUGUCAGCAUCCAUGAGCCUUCUGCAGGCCCCGUGUCUUCCCGGAUGGCCAGGGAGGAGCCUCGACUCCAGAGACACUUGCUGGAGUUCUCAGAGCAAGAGCCAGUACAGGAAGUCGAAGCUCUCCCGGGGUUUUCCCCGCACCCUGAGGAACCCCAGGCUGGGCCUGCAGGCCGGCCCAGCUUCAGGAACCUGAGCGCCUUCCCUGGGGGAGCCAAGGAGCUAUUGCUUAGAGACCUCGACCAGCUCUUUCUCUCCUCUGACUGCCGGCACUUCAACCGAACUGAGUCUCUGAGGCUCGCCGACGAGCUCAGUGGUUGGGUCCAGCGUCACCAGCGAGGCCGGCGGAAGAUCCCUCAGAGAACCCAAGAGAGACAGAAGGCUCAGCUGCGGAAGAAAUCUCUUCCAGUUAAGACCAUCCCUACCCAACCCCUGGGGCCCCCAGAAAGGAGCUCCGUGAGCCAGCUGCAGCUCUACCGCCGCCCAGAGCGUUCGCAGCCUGAGUUUCUGGAUGCCAUUGACCGGCGGGAAGACACCUUCUAUGUGGUGUCCUUCCGCAGGGACCACCUGCUGCUGCCAGCCAUCAGCCACAACAAGACCUCCCGGCCCAAGAUGUCCCUUGUGAUGCCCGCCAUGGCCCCCAAUGAGACCCUGUCGGGUCGGGGGGCCUCAGGGGACUAUGAAGAGAUGAUGCAGAUCGAGUGUGAGGUCAUGGACACCAGGGUGAUCCACAUCAAGACCUCCACAGUGCCCCCCUCGCUCCGAAAGCAGCCGGCCCCGACCCCGGGCAAUGCCACGGGUGGCCCCUUGCCGGCAUCUGCAGCCCGCCAGGCCCACCAGGCCUCUCACCCGCCCCUCUACCUCAAUCACCCCUGAGUCCUCCCACUCACACUGACUUAGGACCCAGGGGUGGGGCUCAGGGUGGCCAGCUGGGAUGGUUAGCAAUUGCUCUGCUCCCUGGGCUGGGGCAGCUGUUGAAGGAAGGACAGGGUGUGGAAGGGAAGCACUUGUCUGGAGUUGGGGGUUCACCUCUGUCCUCACCCCUUUUCCAGAUAUACAGGGCUCCUGCAUUCCUCUGAACUCCCAGCCUUGCAACUCUCUUUUAGGGUGUUCAGUGAGGGUGUUUGGUUUUGGGGUGGGCUGAAUCCUGCAUACUCCUUAUUUUGUUUCUCAGUUUGGGGGCUAGAGGUCGGAUUUGAUCCCCAGGUGGGACAGGAACUUUUUUUUUUUUUGGUACUAUACUUCUUGAGCUAGUUUCUGGGAGUACAGGAGGGGUGGUGGAGGAAGAUCAAGUUUAUGUGUGUGUGUCUCUUAUUUUUUAUUAUAAAUAAACAACGUGGAGGAGGGA